Messenger RNA from Periophthalmus magnuspinnatus, 5182 nucleotides. RefSeq names its product unconventional myosin-Vb. Gene Ontology annotation, cellular component: vesicle; actin cytoskeleton; myosin complex. The record is from RefSeq and is a predicted model, not a curated record. Gene Ontology annotation, molecular function: actin filament binding; ATP binding; microfilament motor activity. Gene Ontology annotation, biological process: vesicle transport along actin filament; actin filament organization. Bases 101 to 5149 code for a protein of 1682 amino acids. NCBI's taxonomy places the organism in Eukaryota, Metazoa, Chordata, Actinopteri, Gobiiformes, Gobiidae. The transcript has 34 exons.
UAACAGACGCCGGCUUGGGACUGGAUGAAUGAAGGACAACUGCUCCUCCAGAUCAGUUUUUUUUUUUUUUUUACCACAACACAGCUCCUAAAUAUUUGUAAUGGGACCACUGGAACUAUACUGCAAGGGAGCAACUGUGUGGGUUCCUGAUGAAGAUGCAGUGUGGGUUUCAGCUCAACUCCUCCGUGACUACAACCCUGAAGAAAGACUACUUUGUCUACAACUCGGCAAUGGACUGGAGCUACAUUACACAGUGGCAUCCCUGUCUGACCUGCCACCUCUGGGGAACCCGGAUAUUUUGGAGGGAGAGAAUGACCUCACAGCUCUGAGCUUCCUCCAUGAACCUGCCGUCCUACACAACCUACGAGUCCGCUUUCUGGACUUCAACAGUAUCUACACUUACUGUGGUAUUGUUCUUGUUGCCAUCAAUCCUUAUGACCAGCUCCCUCUGUAUGGGGAGGAGGUGAUUGAUGCAUACAGUGGUCAGGAUAUGGCAGACAUGGAGCCUCAUAUCUUCUCUGUGGCAGAAGAAGCAUAUCGCACUAUGACCAGAGAGGAGAAAAAUCAGUCAAUUAUCAUCAGUGGAGAGUCUGGCUCAGGCAAAACAGUUUCUGCUAAAUUCACCAUGCGUUACUUUGCUGUGGUGGGAGGAGCAGCGCAGCAGACCAGUGUGGAGGAGAGGGUCCUGGCCUCAAAUCCCAUCAUGGAGGCUAUUGGCAAUGCUAAAACCAUCAGAAAUGACAACAGCAGCAGGUUUGGGAAGUACAUUGAGAUUGGUUUUGGAAGAAAAGGGGACAUCAUUGGAGCUAACAUGAGGACAUAUCUGUUAGAGAAGUCAAGGGUGGUUUUUCAGGCCUCCUCAGAGAGAAACUACCAUAUCUUUUACCAACUUUGUUCUGCCCGAAAUUACCCUGAGCUGAGAGAACUCAAACUGCUUGCACCUGAAGAUUUCUGCUACACUCGUCAGGGGGGAGACAUGCAUAUUCCUGGCACUAAUGAUUUGGCUGAAUUAAAACGCACAUCCGAUGCCCUUACUAUUUUAGGUGUGCAGGCUGACCAGCAGAUGGAGCUGUUUAGAAUCCUUGCAGCAAUUCUUCAUUUGGGCAACGUGAACAUCCAGGCCAGUGGGAGGAAUUCAGACAGAAGUUAUAUUGAUGCAGAUGACAGCUCUCUGGCCAUCUUCUCUAAGCUCUUGGGAGUAGAGGGCCCUCAGAUGGCUCACUGGCUAUGUAACCGCAGACUGACAGUAGGAGGAGAGACGCUAGUGAAGCCUGUGUCUGGGCAGCAGGCUGUGGAGGCCCAGAACGCACUGUCCAAACACAUCUAUGGACAGAUGUUCACAUGGACCGUCCACCGACUGAACUCAGCCCUAAGGAGUCAGAGAGGACAGCCCAAGAGCUUCAUAGGAGUGCUGGACAUAUAUGGGUCUGCAACAGCCGUCCAUGUUGAGAAGAUGUUUUCAUUGUUUUUUGGGAUUCAUUUGUUAAUGUUGUUUUUGCUCUGUUGCAGUUUUGAGACCUUUACAAAGAACAGUUUUGAGCAGUUUUGUAUCAAUUAUGCAAAUGAAAAACUACAGCAGCAAUUCAAUAGGCACGUAUUCCACUUGGAGCAAGAGGAGUACAUCCGUGAAGAGUUGGACUGGCGUCGAAUUGAGUUCAGUGACAAUCAGUUGUGCAUCAACCUGAUCGAGGGGCAGCUGGGGCUUUUAGACCUGCUGGACGAGGAGUGCAGGAUGCCUAAAGGGUCCGAUGAGAGCUGGGUAAGGAAACUCUAUGACCGGCACUUGAGCAGCACACCUCAUCCUCACUUCCAGAAACCCCGUAUGUCCAAUAGUGCUUUCAUUGUUCUACACUUUGCCGACAAUGUUCAGUAUGAGUGCCAAGGCUUUCUAGACAAAAACCGAGAUACAGUCUUUGAAGAGCUGGUUAACAUUUUGAAAGCAAGUCAGUCAGAGCUGGUGGCUGAGCUGUUCCAGCAGCAAAGCACUUCUCCCUCAGUCGCCCAAGAAAGUAUUCACUCUGGAAGAAGAGCUCACAAACUCACUGUGGGAUUUCAGUUUCGUCAGUCUUUACAGUUGUUGAUGGACACUUUGAACAACACAACACCUCACUAUGUCCGCUGUAUAAAACCCAAUGACUUCAAAGAGCCUUUUACGUUUGAUCCAAAGAGGACAGUCCAGCAGCUGAGAGCUUGUGGUGUACUAGAAACCAUUCGCAUUAGUGCUGCAGGUUAUCCAUCCAGAUGGACAUAUGAGGAGUUCUAUACUCGCUACAGAGUUCUGCUGCGUGGCGCUCAUGGCCAGGAGCAGGCUCAGGUCUCGUGUCAAAAGGCUUUACCCAAGCUCAUACCCGACCCGGAACAGUACCGCUUUGGGAAAACCAAGGUGUUUUUCCGAGCGGGACAGGUGGCUCUGCUGGAGCGUCUGCGGGCGGAGAGGCUGAGGGUUGCCACGGUGAUUAUCCAGAGCUGGGUUCGGAGGUGGCUGGCUCAGACCUGCUUCCACAGGACCCUAUGGGCUAUCAUGACCAUUCAAAGAUACAUCAGAGGAGCACUGGCAAGAAGGCUUACAAUGACCAUGCGUUACACAAAAGCUGUUCUCAUCAUUCAAAAGACGUACCGCAUGCUUGUGGUCAGACAGUUAUUCCAAAUGAUUCGACAAGCCACUAUCACCAUACAGGCUUUCACCAGAGGCACACUGGCACGACGGCAAUAUAGACAGCUUUUGGCAGAGCGAGCUGCUGUGCUGGUGCAGUCUAAAGUGCGUGGCUGGUUAGCAAGGCGUGCCUACAGACGUGUGCGGGCUGCUGUGGUCUUUAUGCAGUGUUGUGUGCGUCGACGUGCUGCCAGGAGAGAGCUGCUCGCACUCAAAAAAGAGGCAAAAUCCGUGGAGAGGUACAGAGAGCUCAACAAGGGCAUGGAAGUAAAACUGAUGCAACUGCAGCUACGACUGGACAAAGAGGUUAAACAGGCCACAUUAUUGGGAGAAACCUUAAAUGCAGAACGAGAUGCCAGGAAAGAGGAGUUAGAAACCCUCCGAGCGACUUUACAGAAACUACAAAGCCAAAAACCUGAGCCUCAGCCCAGUCCAGAGAUCAUCAAGGAGGUAGAGGAACAAAGACAAGCCAAUGAGAAGGCUGUACAGGAAAUAGAAAGAUUGACACAGGAGUUAGAAUUGCUGAAAAACGAAAGAGAACAUUUUAUGAAAGAAAAAGAGAACCUGUCAGCUCAUCUCCUUACUCAACAACAAGCUGGUGAAGGCAACAUACAUGAGGCGGUGUUGAAAGCGACAACUGCUAUUAAAAGUGAUUUGGAUGAAGAGAGGAGGAAGUACCAGGGUCUUUUAAGGGACUUCUCCAGACUAGAGCAAAGAUAUGACAACCUCAGAGAGAUGAGUCUGCUUACAGAGCGCACCAAGGGUCACAGGAGGACAGACUCCACUCAGAGCCUGAGUUUUGAGCCUCUCUCUCCCUCUUUCACUCCUCUAUCCUCUCUUUCGACCACCCCACUCUCUGCAUCCCCCUUCCCAUCAGGGCUGCCCUCUCCUGAGCCAGUGCGCAGGAUAAGCGUCACAUCACCCACCUUUGAGAGGAGAUCACCAUGGAGCUCAGAAUCCAAUCCAAUGGAUCUGCUGAUGGAGAGCCUGGCUGUGGCCAAAGACCCCACAGUGAAGAUGAAAAGCGAUGACUUGGCUCAUGCUUAUGAUGCUGUCCGUGUGGCCAACAAAUUUCUGGAGAAUCAGUUACAUAGUCAGCACAUUCAGUGGCAGAAUGAAAUGGAGGCUUUGAGAUCUCAGCUCAGAAAAGUAUCAUCUUCUUCUGGUACAAUACCUCAGGAUUUUCAGGACUUGCUUGAAGCUAAAGAGCAGGAAUGUGUGAGACUGAGGCGAGAGCUGAGAGACCUUAAAAACACCAGCACACUCAGGAGACUCCUCACUCAAGUUCUGUCUGUGUCUUCGACAGCUCAGGAGAGCUCAUGUGUAACUGAAUCACCAAAGUCUGCCCCAGUUGCAGGUUUACUUGAAUGUAGGAAAAAAGAUGAAGGGAAACUUCUAAAGAAUCUUGUCACUGAGUUGCAUGGGGACUUGGCCCUGACUUUACCUCCAGGUCUCUCUGCCAGUGUGCUCUUUUUGUGCCUGCGUCAGAUCGACCAAACUGGAGACCAGCCACGAACUCGAUCCUUCUGCACUGCCAUUGUCUCUGCUAUUAAAGCUGCUUUAAAAAAGCACAGCAAUGACCUGGACAUGACAGCACUUUGGCUAAAAAAUGGCUGCUUGCUGCAUGACCUUUUGGCCCAGCACUCUUCAAAGCAGACGUGUGAGUCAGAUGAAGUGGUGUCCUUUGUGGUAGACCUGAGUGACCAGAUUCGUGCCUUGAGUGACCUUUGUAUUCAGGCCUAUCAGCAGCUUCUGUCCAUCACUGAGGCUCGGCUCCAGAGCGUCAUUGUGCCAGCACUGUUGGAGAGUGAGAGCCUGGCAGGCUCAGCUGGAAAGCUGCCAUUAUCCAGGAAGGGUGCAAGCUCAGACUCUCGUGUGGUGGGGGGAGAAGCCCCCAGCAUGGACUCAUUACUGAGAGAAUUAAGGGCACUAUACACGGCCAUGUCCCGCCAGGCUCUGCCUCCUGAGCUCAUGGAGCAGGCCUUCCAUCAGCUCACCUACCUCAUGUGUGCCUCAGCCUUCAACAGCUUGCUGCUCCGCAAGGACAUGUGCAGCUGGAGCCGCGGCAUGCAGAUACGUUACAACGUAAGUCUGCUGGAGGAAUGGCUGCGUAGUCGAGAACUGUCAGCAGGGGGCGCUGUGGCCACAUUGGAACCCUUAAUCCAGGCAGUGCAGCUGCUGCAGAUGGGGAAGAAAACUGAAGGCGAUGCAAAGUCCAUGGUUCAGACAUGCACAGCUCUUUCUAGUCAGCAGAUUGUGAAGAUUCUGACCCUCUACACACCCCACAGUGAUCUUGACGAAAGAGUCACUUUGAACUUUAUACGCACUGUCCAGGGGCUUCUCAAAAACCGCUCUGACAGCCAGGCUCCACAGAUCCUUAUGGAUGUAAGACAAGUCUUUCCUGUGACAUUUCCAUGUUUGCCUUCACCAAACCUCCAUGCGGAUCAGCUGAAGAUCCCAGACAAUCUUAAGAUCUCCUUCCUACGCAGGGCCUAAGAGUGUAUGAAUUUGUGCCUGAUUGGCCCAAAC